ACCAGAAGUAUGUACUUGGUCUGGAUGCUACAUCACGCCAUUUCCGACGGAUCGCCCCUGCUACUUGUGCUGGGGCUAUUUGUUCGGAUCUAUCUAUAAGGAGGGAGAAACGUGACGUCCUGGUGAGCUUGCCGAAACCCCAACCCCCCGUCUUAUCAAUUGUCCCCAGGAGACCGAUCUCGACCCCAUGGCGGCUUCUCACUCGAGUGGGCGACGGGAAGACGCGCCGUUGGCCUGGUUUCCUCCGCUCCCGUCCUCGACAUAUAAACCGUACGCCACAAGCCUUCUCCGGGUCCGCCUGAAUGGCUUGUCAGAGAAGCAGCGCAAAGAGAACACAAACGGUGAUGGUCCAGCUGCUGCUUCUCUCGGCACGCUGCUGCAGUCCGCCUGGGCCGUCACGGUGGCCACUUACACGGGGAACGAUGAGGCGCUCAUCAACGUCGCCUUGAGCGGCCGCGACGUGGCGGUCCAGGACAUCGCCAACAUGGGCGGGUCAACCCUCACAACAGUGCCGGUGCGAGUGAAGAUCGACAAGGAGCAGCCCGUGGCCGACCUCCUCACCACUGUCUCCCGGCAGGCUAAAGAGAUAGCCCCCUUUGCAGACGCCGGCCUGUACACGAUCCGCAACGCGGUGCCUAGGCUCGGCCCCAACUUGGACGCCGGGCACCUCUUCAUCAUCCGGCCAGCGCUCGCCGACAGCGACAGCCCAGGCCUCGAGACAAUCGGGCUCGAGCAGGGCAACGACGCGGCGAUCGCGGACAGUACCACCGAGAGCCGCGACGCUGGCAGCUACGCUCUGGCCGUAGACUGCAGGGCGGACGCCGAGUCGGUCCACGUCGAGUUGCACUACGACUGCCGCGUGCUCUCCGCGCGCAGGGCCGGCGCGCUCCUCUCCCUGUUCAGGCACGUCGUCGGCCAGCUGGAAGACGCCCACACGAGCAACGCCACCCUGGGCGACCUCGACCUCCUCAAGCCGGCUGAUGUUGAGGCGGUCCGAAGGUGGAACGCGCCCGUACUCACGGCCAACCCGAACCGGUCCUGUAUCCACAACCUCGUACAAGCGAUGAUGGAACGGCAGCCGCACGCCCCGGCCGUGGCGUCGUGGGAUGGGGACUUGUCCUACGUAGAGCUGGGCAGGGCGUCGGGCCGGCUGGCACACUACCUGGUCAGCAUCGGCGUCGGUCCGGAGGUGCCGGUCGGCGUCUGUAUGGAUAAGUCCCGGUGGGCGACCGUAUCUAUGCUCGCGAUCCUGCAGGCGGGCGGCACGGUGGUGGCCCUCGGCACGCAGCACCCCCUGAGCCGUAUCGAGAAGGUAGUCGCCGACGCCGAUGUGCGUAUAACGCUUGCGGACGCGGCCCAGGCAAAGCGUCUGCACGAUGUGCAGCGCGGGACAGUACGAGGAGACUCGACGUCGGCGGUUGUCGUCAUCGUUGUCGACCAGGCCUUCGUCGAACAGCUCCCAGCCGCGCAAUCACCCCCCGCCACAGGCGUUGCCGCCGCCGACGCCGCCUGGAUCGUCUACACGUCAGGCAGCACCGGCACGCCCAAGGGCGUCGUCCUCGAGCACCAGGCGCUCUGCACGGGCAUGGCGGCGCACGGCACACAGUUCGGCAUCGGCCCACGCACGCGCGCGCUGUCGUACGCGGCGCACACGUUCAGCGUGGCGGUGGAGGACUUCACGACGCUGCUCCUAGGCGGCUGCGUCUGUAUCCCCUCGGAGGCGCAGCGGACCGACGCGGCCGAGCUCGCGCGGGCGAUCCGGGCGAUGCGCGUCAACUUUGUCAACCUGACGACGACGACGGCCGCGCUGCUGGACCCGUAUGCGCUGCCCGGUAUCGAUACGGUUGUCCUCGGCGGCGAGGCCGUCACGCCUGCCGUAGUGGACCUGUGGGCGCCGCACGCCACCGUCAUCAACGCCUACGGCCAGAGCGAGUGCUCCGUUGAGUCGGUUGUCAACAGCCGCAUCGAGUACGGCCGGGACGCUGCCAAUAUCGGUCGGCCCCUUGCCGGAUCCGCCGCGUGGGUCGCGGACCCGGCCGACUACAACCGUCUCGUGCCCGUCGGGGCGCCCGGUGAGCUCUUGAUCCAGGGCCCGCUAUUGGCACGGGGUUAUCUCAACGACCCGGCCAAAACGGCCGCCGGUUUCGUUUCGUCCCCGGCGUUCCUGACCCGUAUCGGCUUCGACCUGCCCGGGCGCAGCAGCCGUAUGUAUCGUACCGGUGAUCUGGUACACCAGCUGGACGAUGGCUCGCUAGUGUACCUGGGCCGAUGCGAUGCCCAGAUCAAAAUUCGGGGCCAGCGGGUCGAGCCGGGCGAGAUUGAGAGCCAAAUCGUCCGAGUCGGGCAUCGUUACGUCGUACGCGCGUUUGUGGAUUUGGUGAGACCGCGCGACGCACCUCACGCUGCAGACCCUGUCCUCACAGCGGCGGUCGAGAUUAUCGAGCUACAGGGCGCCGAGGUCGACAGUGGCGAUGCCGUGGACUGCGUACGACGCGAAGACCUUGUGCUACCCGGGGUGCGGGCUCCUACGCAGGGCCUCGCCGCCGCGGCCCAGAGUAUACGCGCUGCUCUGAUCCAGGAGCUCCCGGCGUAUAUGGUUCCGAGCUAUUUCGUGCCCCUGGCGGGCCGUCUUCCCGUCAACGCGUCCGGGAAGCUGGAUCGGCGUGCUGCUCGCGCAAUUCUCGAGGCCCUGAGCCACGACCAGCUGGGCGUAUUCAGUAGUACCAGAGUGGCGAGGGAUCCUAACCGAAUACUAACGAGGACCGAGGAGCGGCUCCGUGCCGUGUACGCCCAAGUUCUCGGUCGUUCCGCCGACAGCAUCGGACCAGAAGAGUUCUUCACCGAGCUCGGAGGCGACUCCGUAGCAGCUAUACACGUCGUUGGGGCCUCUCGCCGGCAAGGGAUGGUCUUCUCCGUUGUAGACGUCUUGCAGAAGCAGAGCAUAUCGGCUCUAGCUGCGGUGGUCGGAAAAAGGGAUGGACCGGAUGGCGAGGACCACCGCCUGCAGCGAGGCCUGAGCCGGACAUCGUCAGCCGUGACGGAUCACCAGCAGUGGAUAUUGAACUACCAUAUAGCUAGGCCAGACGUCGGUAUGACGUGGGUCGCUUUGGACUCGCCAGGGCCGUUGGCCGACGGCGAGAGAAUGGCGGAGGCAUGUAAGAAACUGUUCGCGACGGUCGAGGUCUUGCACACCGGCUUCACCCGAGAGGAAGAUGGGAGGUGGAAGCGGGUCGUUCUCUCGGGGUUCCAACCCGAGGUCCCAAUACAUAUAUGUACCGCGGCCACCGGUUCGGUCGAGCAGUGGACCGAGGACUUCAUCCGGCGCGAGGGACCCACGGCCAUCGAGCCUGGGCGGCCCCUGGCAGACGUCGCCAUCUGCAGCACUGCCGAAAAGCACCGUAUCCUCUUCCGUAUGUCUCACGCCAUCUACGACGGCAUGUGCAUCCAUCGAUUCUGGACCACCCUCGACGAGCUGUACCGGACCGGCCAAGCCAGCGAAAGAGCAUCCUUCUCCCAGUACAUGGCCCACACGGAGAAGCGCCAGACGCCCGAGGCGUCCAAGUACUGGGCUGAACUCCUCGCCGCCGCCGCCAUGCCGCUGAUCGGGGACCCCCCCACGGCAGCGAGGCUCCCGGACACGGAAAAAUACGCCUGGCGAGCGGGCGGCGCGACCUGCGCCAACGUCAUUAAGGCCGCCUGGGCGCUCGUACUGGCGCGGUACGUGCGGCGGGACGACGUGGUCUUCGCCGACGUCGUCUCGGGGCGCGCGGGGAUCGACGACCCGUCCGUGGCGGACGCGCUGGGGUGCUGCUCGACGCUGGUGCCGGUGCGGGUACGGCUGGACCCGUCGUCCACGUACGGCGACCUCGUGGCCGGGGUACGCAGGCAGCAGCUGGCGGGGGUCCCCUUCGAGACGUUCGGGUACGGGCGCAUCGCGCGCGAGUGCACCACCGGCUGGCCGGCGGGCACGCCCGCGUCGUCGUGGGUCAACCACGUGCCCGCGCCGAUCGACGGCAGCAUGCAGGUCGCGAUCGGCGGCGCCGAGUAUGUCGUCAGCCAGCCCCGGCAGGAGGAGCAGAAGUGGACGUUCAGCGAGGCACGCAUUGAGUGGACGCAGCUCGGCGCCGACGCGCUCCGGUUCCGUCUCGUAUACGCGGUCGACAAGGUCUCGGAGCAGGCUGCUCGGGGCCUCUACGACGGCCUUGUUUCUGUCGUUCGGCAGAUCCUCUCGGCGCCGCAGACAUUGAUCGGGAGCCGGCUUGUUCAGGAGUCUUGAGUAGCAACACAUGGCGGGGGGGCGGGUGUUUCGGAAGGAGAGCGAGACGAGGCGACCCAGAAUUGCUCGCUCGGUAUAUAUCCAAGAGGCUUGGGGAGAUGUUGACGGUUGGGAUGUGACCCUUCUCAAUGACUUGUUCUCAACCCUCGCGGCAUGGCCAUCACUCCGUGGCAUCCAUCGGGAGGAAUUGAUACGCGCUCCCCGUGCGACGACUGCGGGAAGAUUUGUGCUCGCGAUAAAAUACAAAGUUGUCACAAGGGACGUCACAGGGCUUAACAGUAGC
Molecule: messenger RNA, 4559 nt
Organism: Chaetomium fimeti
Lineage: Eukaryota; Fungi; Ascomycota; Sordariomycetes; Sordariales; Chaetomiaceae
Exons: 2
Coding region: 188-4276 (1362 amino acids)
Biological process (GO): amino acid activation for nonribosomal peptide biosynthetic process; secondary metabolite biosynthetic process
Cellular component (GO): cytoplasm
Molecular function (GO): catalytic activity; phosphopantetheine binding
Source: RefSeq, a predicted model, not a curated record